Bombyx mandarina (wild silkworm) is the source of this 1594-nucleotide messenger RNA. It is a transcript of the gene Ada2b, whose product is annotated as Transcriptional adapter 2B. Gene Ontology annotation, cellular component: nucleus; SAGA-type complex. Lineage: Eukaryota; Metazoa; Arthropoda; Insecta; Lepidoptera; Bombycidae. Gene Ontology annotation, biological process: chromatin remodeling; regulation of transcription by RNA polymerase II. Gene Ontology annotation, molecular function: zinc ion binding; chromatin binding; transcription coactivator activity. The record is from RefSeq and is a predicted model, not a curated record.
GGAAAUUUGUGCGCUAAUCUGAAGCCUGCCAACGUACAAGUUUAAAGUUUGUUUUCACUGUAAUAAAAAUCAUGUCAUUUUCAGAUCUUUACGCUAAAUAUAAUUGUACAUAUUGUCAAGAGGAAAUAAACGGCGUAAGAGUUAAAUGUACUGAAUGUGUUGAUUUUGAUAUUUGUUUGCAGUGUUUUUCUCUUGGUGCUGAAAUCGGACAGCACAAAAACGAUCAUUCAUAUCAGUUUGUGGACUCUGGGGCUUUUGGAAUAUUUUUAGGACGUAGUAGCUGGUCAGCUAACGAAGAAGUAAGAUUAUUAGAUGCCAUAGAACAAUUCGGCUUUGGUAACUGGGAGGAUAUAGCAAAACAUAUUGAAACAAGAACUCCUGAAGAAGCAAAAGAUGAAUACAUUACUAGGUACCUGGAAGGCACCAUAGGCAAAGCAACAUGGGGCAAUAUUGAAAGUACAUCUCGCCCAUCACUACAUUGUGCAGAUAAAGAUGAUGGCCCACUUGGUCCAACUGCAGUGUCUCGACUACCAAACCUAGCUAUAACAGUAGACGAAGCAGCACAACUUGGGUAUAUGCCAAAUAGAGAUGAUUUUGAAAGAGAACAUGACCAUGAGGCAGAGCAGUUGAUCUCAACAUUAUCAUUAAAUCCAGAAGAUGAUGAAUUAGAUGUUGCACUAAAGCUAUCACAAGUUGAUAUAUACAUCAGAAGACUGAGAGAGAGAACGAGACGAAAAAGAUUAGUUAGAGAUUUCCAGUUAGUGUCUGUCUUCUUCAACAAUCAGAGGAAUAAACAGAAGACCCUAGGAAAACUUGCCAAAGAAAAAAAAGAGUUCACGGAGCGGCUACGAUGGAUGGCCCAAUUCUACGGGCGCGCUGAGCAGGCGUGCGUGUCGAGCGGGCUGUGGCGGGAGCGCGAGCUGCGCGUGCGGCUGGCGGAGCUGCACCGGUACCGGCUGGCCGGCGUCACGCGGCUGGAGGAGUGCGCGCACCACGACCAGCACGCCGCGCUCAGGCGCUCCACGCACCACGACCGGAACGGUAGCAGUGGGUGCCCGGAAACCAAUCAGACAAGAGAUCAAACAUCGAUCAACUCGCUGCAGCAAAGAAAAAGAGACGGCGAAAGCGGCUCAAAUUCCACCAGCCCAAAGUGCACACGGGACGGAAGUACCGCAUGUGGAUGCUCCAAAAAGAGCUCAUGCAACAGCAACAGCGCAGGAUGCUCGAGGAAUCUGCUCACCACUAAUGAGAUACAGUUGUGUUCGGCGUUGAGCCUGCCGCCGGCGCAGUACGUGACGCUGAAGGGCGUGUUGCUCCGCCGAGCGCCUGCGCCCGACUGCGACCUCGACCUCUCCGUCACGCACUACCUGCACGCCGCCGGAUGGAUACGGAACUAGCUCAGGUCUACCAUCUUGCUAUCAUCAUAAUAGGGAUUUUUUUUCAAACUACCUUACUGAAAUCCCUAAAGAUUUGUAAAUUGUUUAGAAACCAUCAUUUUAAAUAAAAUUCGUUAAAAUAAUUAAAAUAAAAUAAAUUAACGCCAAAACGUAUGCGUAUAUUACAGUUAGUAGUUUAUUGGAUACGGUAAAUGUCA